Funneliformis caledonium is the source of this 432-nucleotide messenger RNA. NCBI's taxonomy places the organism in Eukaryota, Fungi, Glomeromycota, Glomeromycetes, Glomerales, Glomeraceae. The record is from the annotation of a GenBank genome assembly.
AUGAGUCGCAUUAUUAUUUUACUUGGAAUUUUAUUGACCUUGGCAUCUUUCGUACGGUCAACUCCAUUGGAGUUACGAAAACGUCUAGACCCUCUUACCGGAUUUAAAAUGUGCGAUGGCAACUUUCCAAUCAUAAUUGAUACAUUCACCUAUAAUCCAAAUCCUGUUAUCCCUGGGCACAAUCUUGCUAUUAGGAUCGCCGGUGUAGCAAAUGAAGUUGUUGAAAAUGGUGCAAUACUGAGGUUUUAUCACGAUCAAGGCGAGAAUGUUGCAAGAGAAGCAGAUUUUUGUGAGGAAUUUGUUGAACAAAGUAAAUUCAUAUGUCCAAUUAAGGGUUAUUUCGACUUGACUUCUAUUAUCUUUUUGGAAAGUUCUCCAACUGAACCUAAAAACGUUUCAGUGAACCUAUAUACGAAAAUGAUACGUAAGUAA